Messenger RNA from Carya illinoinensis, 1194 nucleotides. RefSeq lists its product as uncharacterized. Lineage: Eukaryota; Viridiplantae; Streptophyta; Magnoliopsida; Fagales; Juglandaceae. Gene Ontology annotation, biological process: DNA repair; regulation of cyclin-dependent protein serine/threonine kinase activity; regulation of transcription by RNA polymerase II. Bases 386 to 964 code for a protein of 192 amino acids. Gene Ontology annotation, cellular component: transcription factor TFIIH holo complex. The transcript is spliced from 6 exons. The record is from RefSeq and is a predicted model, not a curated record.
CUCACUAGAUUCUCGAUCAGAAAUAGUCCCCCUUUGAGCAGGACAGUCCAAUACAUAGAUUAAUGGACAUCAGCAUCUGACACAAAUGUUUACUACACCUGCACACACCAUAACAUUAGACUGAUGAGCCUCCUUUCAGAAAACUUCCUUAGAAACCCUUCGACCUCCCCUCCCUCCCUUCGACGGAAAACAAGCCCAAACCGCCUUACGCCUCACGCCCGGUGGAGAAUAUCCAGCAUAAACCGGCGCGAAAUCCCUUCGAGAAUAGACCGCGAAAUCCCUUCAUCGGAAAACGGAAUUCACCGAAAUCCCAGAGAAGGAAUAGACCUAGCAACACUGAGGAGCAGGAGGAAAUUAAGCAAAAACAGGCUGAGGGGCAACAGACAUGGUAAUCUCCAGUUCUAAUUCCCACAACAAGGAGAUUGCCAUCAGGAAGAGGAUAGCCAGCAUAUUCAACAAACGAGAAGAGGAUUUUCCAUCUUUGAGAGAAUACAAUGAUUAUUUGGAGGAAGUUGAAGACAUGACAUUUAACUUGAUUGAAGGAUUUGAUGUCCCUGCUAUUGAAGAAAAAAUUGCAAGGUACCAGGAAGAAAAUGCUGAACAAAUAAUGAUAAAUAGAGCUCGGAAGGCUGAAGAACUGGCUGCAGCACUGGCUGCAAGUAAGGCACAUCCUGCUCAGAAUGAUGCCGAUGGGGCUCAAAACCAAAGCUCUCAAAUGGGAUACAGUGUAGGUACUCAGGGACAAUAUGCACCCACAUUUGCCGGAGGGCAGCCACGACCUACAGGAAUGGCCCCACAACCAAUUCCUCUUGGAGGGGGACCUGACAUGCUAGGUUAUGCCACUGAUGAUGAGGAAAUGAUGAAGCUCCGAGCAGAGAGAGGUGGAAGGGCAGGAGGGUGGAGUGCAGAGCUGAGCAAGAGGAGGGCCCUUGAAGAAGCAUUUGGAAGCAUCUGGAUUUUUUAGGACCAUUUUUCUUUUGUACUUCUAAAUCACACAAGGUCCUCCGUCUAGGUGUAGGGAUGCACAAUUUUCUGUCAGAUUAUGAAAUGUCAAUCUUAGCUAUAACAAAUAUACUCUUCUUUUUUUAUUUAAUCCCUUUACAUUCCCUUUUCCAUUGUAUGUUCUGCAAUUGGUACCACCAAAGUUUCUCCCAAGGUACUUCACCUUCUUCCAAGAAGUGAGUUCCUACUAAA